Molecule: messenger RNA, 795 nt
Organism: Parnassius mnemosyne (clouded apollo)
Lineage: Eukaryota; Metazoa; Arthropoda; Insecta; Lepidoptera; Papilionidae
Source: the annotation of a GenBank genome assembly
AUGUUAAUUAAUAACGUGUUCAGAAGUGUUUUACUGCUGCCUUUAGUUAACGUCAUCAGAAGUUCAAUAACUAGUAGUAAACUCUCUAACACCUGUAACAUGCAUUAUUUAACACAAGAAGAAGCAGCUGCGCUUGAUCAAGACCUGUUCAAUGAAUACAAGUUUAGUGUUGACCAGCUUAUGGAAUUGGCGGGUUUAAGUGUAGCUGCAGCUGUUGCAAAAACUUUUCCAAUAUCAACACACAAUACAGCCCUGGUUGUGUGUGGGCCAGGCAAUAAUGGAGGUGAUGGUCUUGUAGCAGCUCGUCAUAUGACAUUAUUUGGCUAUAAUGUUUCAGUGUAUUAUCCUAAACGAACACCAAAACCUUUGUAUGAGAAUUUGCUUCAUCAGUGCAAACAAUUUGGGGUUAAUAUUUUGGACUGUUUACCUCCACCAAAUGAAUUGCAAAAAGAUUAUAAAGUGCUAGUUGAUGCACUCUUUGGUUUUAGUUUUAAACCUCCAGUAAGAGAAUCUCUGAAACCUGCUUUAGAUGCAUUAAUUGAUGGAGGAUUACCAGUUUGCAGUGUUGAUAUUCCAAGUGGUUGGGAUGUUGAAAAAGGACCUGGCCCUGAUAAAGCUUUAAAGCCUGCUCUUGUAAUAUCUCUAUCAGCACCUAAACUGUGUACACAGCCAGAAUUCCUUGGAACAGCGAAACAUUACUUAGGUGGCCGGUUUUUACCACCGGGAAUUAUAACUAAGUACAAUUUAACUCUGCCAUCAUAUCCAAACCAAGACCAAAUUGUAGAAAUAUGUUAA